Molecule: messenger RNA, 2061 nt
Organism: Schizophyllum commune H4-8
Lineage: Eukaryota; Fungi; Basidiomycota; Agaricomycetes; Agaricales; Schizophyllaceae
Exons: 3
Coding region: 91-1665 (524 amino acids)
Source: RefSeq, a predicted model, not a curated record
CGUCGUAUACCCAGAAGCUUUUUUAAGCUCAAAGUUCCCUCGCUCUUGACCUUCAUCUUUCUGCAAGAGGUCGAUGACAACCAGGCGAACAUGAUACCCUCACGGCUGCUCACAUCAAGACUGCCUCAGUCGUCGCCCUCCGUGGCGCUGGAAAAGGGCGCAUACCGCAUGCGCAGCCCUACAAACCUCACCCGACCUCGCGCACAGUCUGCCCCUACGCGCCCACCCCACAUGCGGCGAGAUCGCGACACCGACCGCAAGAACGCCUACCUCGCCAUUCUCAUCGUGCUCCUCGCUAUCGCCUGCCUCGGCUCCUUCGGCGCCGCCUACUACCUCUUCUCGACAAGGUGGGCAGCACCCCCACCCCGCUCUCCCUCCGCCCUCGCUCCUGCUGACGCCGCCGCCCAAGUCAUCGCAUACACCACCCCAAGCCCGCUCACCCGUGAGCCCGGCGAGAAGUACCUAUCGUACCUACCGCAUAGUGGCUUCCACAAUCAACGCAUUGCUUUCGAGAACGCGCUCGUGCUCGCCCGACUGCUCAAUCGCACGCUGCUCGCGCCACCCGCGCGCCUGGGGGCGCCGCUGCGCUACGUCAAGUACGCCAACCUCGUACGCCACCUGGCGCUUUCGGAUAAGGAGGGGUUGAGGCACUGCGCCAUGGUGCCCGAGAGCAUCCCGCUCCCGCUAGAAUGCAUCGGCUACGACACAUACACCUUGGUUCCCUGGGGCUGGCUCGUCGACCUCCGUGGGAUCUCGCAGAAGCAAAAGAUCAUCUACCGCUGGAAUAUGUCCGAGUACUACGUCCCCGAAGCCCUCGAUCUUGCACCCUCCGACAUCCUCCCGCUCCAUGAGAACGAUGUCUACCAAUAUCGCUUCGUCGACACCCUCACCAACCUUUCGCCCUCUAGCAGCAAGUUCGCCGAAAAUCUCUACAUUGCCGACCUUGCUCGCGCCCCGGAAACUGUUCUCGAACUCGGCACUCUCUUUGGCUCCUCGCGCAUCCGCCUCCGUGACCCCGCCAACCUGCGCCUCCGCCGCGACAUCCGCGGUAGCAUGCCUUUUGCGAGCCCCGAGCUCCUGCGCACCGUGCACGCCAUCACUCGUCGUCUCGGCCGGGACUUCGUCGGCGUACACGUCCGGCUGAGCGACGGCGUCUUCAAGGAGAAGCGCGCGACCCUCGCCCGCGAUAUCUGGCGCGACCUCGUUUACAAUGUUAGCAGCGCCCUUGACGACUCAACCUUCUCGCAACUCGAGAACAUCGCCUGGUCGCCGACGCACGCUACACGUACCGGCAAUCCAGCCUUCCGGCGCUCGCCUUGCCGUCGCUGGCCGCACCCUAAGGACCUGCGCAAGUACAACGUACCCGUCUUUCUGUCUACCGAUAUCCCCGAUCCGGAGAACGACCCUGACCUCGCGGGCUUCUUCCGCACGUUCCCCUGCACGCACCUUCUGGGCGACUACGAGGCGGAGCUGGCUGGACUCCGGCGAUUGAAGAACGGCUACGACGGACUGGCGAUGGAGCCUUUCCUGCUGCCCUUCCUAGACGCGAUGAUUGUGGGGCAGGCGAAGGUGGCGGUGGGGACGGAGGGGAGCACGUUCAGCCGGUUCAUACUGGAUGUGCUGUGGAGGGUGAAUCAUGGGCUGGAGAUUGAGCAAAGAGGCUGAGUAUAUGGAUAAUGUACUGAUACAAGAGAAGGGGCCAUGGGAUAGAGAUACUGUACAUUUAUGACGGCGCAGGCCUUGGGGGACAGAGAGAAUAGUUAUUCAGGCCCGCCUGACGCGCAGCGGCAUUCCGUCCUUCGGUUUCAUCGUCACUGCUGCAGUCGGCUGCGGUACCUGCCCUUCGCACGCGGGCUCGAACUCGAAUUGGGCAACGAGGGCUCUGUGGAAUGUCGUCAGUAGCUGGACCACAACAUUGUCAGCAAGAACAUCGAGCUAGACAAGCACGACGUCCAGCUGGGCAGUAGGACUACAACAACGUCGAACUUGACAACCACAAGAUCAAGCUGGACGACCGCAACGUCGAGAGCCGCACACAAGCAAGCUCAAGCCAAAUGGAGA